AUGCAAUUCACACUUCCCCUUCUGGCCCUCGCUGCUGCUGUCAGCGCUAGCAACCCCAUCCAGCCUGCCUGGAACGUCACUCGUUCUUACAGGGACGUCAGCCAGCAGGUUGUAUCCUUCGAAAUCACCGCGGUUUUCGUAUCAGAGGAAUACCCCCAGGGCCUAGAGUCCAAGUGCAGCUGGACUGAGAAGGGCCAGGUCUACGGCGUCCAGUGCACCCCAGACACUUUUUCGGUUGACCCCCAAAGCGACGGCUACACUUUGAAGGUCCAGCAAACCAUCGAGAAGCCUACCAAGCAGGUCGCGUACGGAGAGGGUGAGGUUCCCCGUAAAGGUCACGCUGUCAUUCCUGUCAGCGCUGGUGUCGCUUGA
This is a messenger RNA of Alternaria atra, 372 nucleotides long. RefSeq lists its product as uncharacterized. The record is from RefSeq and is a predicted model, not a curated record. The transcript has 2 exons. NCBI's taxonomy places the organism in Eukaryota, Fungi, Ascomycota, Dothideomycetes, Pleosporales, Pleosporaceae. Bases 1 to 372 code for a protein of 123 amino acids.